AUGAACUACGAAGUGAUCGGCCGAGAAAUCGACCCCUCGGAGGUUUCUGUCAGGAACGGGUGGUGCGACAUCGCCCCACAAAGAGCGACCAAGCCUAAGUCUAACCUCAACAUGGCUGCCAACGUGGCAGCCUCCGGCGCCAGAGCGAAAGCACCCAAGCCCAUGUCGGCCCGUAAAGAAAUCAUCAAGGCAAGUAGAAUGCCCUUACUCCCGCAAAACGAGACCAAAGUAGUAAUUCGCAUCCGCGGCAGACUGAACAUCGCCAAAACCGGACACGUGGGAAUCGUGCAAGCCAUUCAAGAAGCAGCCGGACUCGAACCGAUGCAGUGCGACGGGGACACGAUUUGCCCCAACCUCAAACAGAACAUUAUGGUCGUGAGUUCCCCGCUACCCGAGAACGUCAAUGGAUAUUUGAAAAUUCAGAGCGUCACCAUCGCCGGGCAGACGUACGAGGCCUUCUCCUACCAGACUGCACCGGACGACACGUGCAAGGGAGUCAUUCGCAACAUUCCGCUCCACCACACGCAAGAAACGAUAACCAGGUCCAUCGUCAACCCGAGAAACCCACUCGCACUGGCGGCGAAGCGCAUUAAGGAAACCGGGACGGUGAUCGUAGUCUUCGAAGGACACAAAGUUCCCAACCACGUGAUGUACGGAUGUGCAUGGGUAGAGUGCUCGCUCUACAGGAAGCAGAUCGCCAUAUGUCAGGCUUGCGGCAAACUAGGGCACCGAGCAGACGUAUGCCCCACACCGGAGAAGCAGACUUGCAGGGAUUGCGGCAUUCCAGACCCCGGAGAAGAUCACGCUUGUGAAGAAGUCUCUUGCGCGCUGUGUGGCGAGAAACACCCCACGGCCAGCAAGGAAUGCGGCGACAACGGGAUGCCAGGCCUCGGCAAUGGCAGGGACGCUGCCCACUAA
Messenger RNA from Dermacentor albipictus, 918 nucleotides. The record is from RefSeq and is a predicted model, not a curated record. NCBI's taxonomy places the organism in Eukaryota, Metazoa, Arthropoda, Arachnida, Ixodida, Ixodidae.